GAGACAGAAAACAGAAAAAGUGACAAAACCAAACGGUUUGUAAAAUGUCUAAAGUCCAAAGGCUGAGAGAUUUGGUGGAGGAGCGGCUGACUGCGGCUGCUGAAGACAUAUAUGUGCUGUUUGAAAGAAUCAUAGCCGAGUAUGAGGAGGAACUGUGUCGCUCCAAACAGGAGAACGAGAGGAACCAACGGCUCCUGGACUCGACUCUGAGCGCUCUGAACCCGAGAGUCCUGCUGACACGAGCCGGUGUCCACAUGUCCUCUCUGAGUCCUGGUCUCACUCUGAAACAGGAAAUCCCAGAGACUCCACAGAUUAAAGAGGAGCCAGAAGAACAGCACGUCAAACAGGAGGAAGAGGAGCUGCAAGUAUCUGUCCCUGAUGAUGGCUGUGUGAAGACAGAAGAGUCCUCACUGUUUCAAAGAAAAGAAACUGAUCACAGAGAGGACAUCAACUCAGAGACACAUGUCCACAGAGAGGACACACAGGGAGAGGACAUCAGCUCACAGACACAUGUCCACAGAGAGGACACACAGGGAGAGGACAUCAGCUCACAGACACAUGUCCACCUCGAGACUGAGGGAGACACGGAGUACUCUUCUGACACUGACAGUGAUGAAGACUGGAGUGCUCCAAUCGGCUCGUCAGCUGCAGAGAUGGAGACAGAUGCAGAUGGAGACAACUACAACCAAGUCCAGACCAGAGCCAAAAGCACCACUGCACCAAACUCAAGUCUAUCCCCCAAAUACAAGUCUGCACCAGAGACCAGAGCCACUGUGGACAAUGGGGACGUGUCAGGAACAGCCGAAGGAACUGCAGGGAAGAGACACCAGUGCUCUGUUUGUAAAAAGAGAUUUGGCUUAAAAAUAGAUUUAAUAAGACACUUUAGAAUUCACAGAGGAGAGAAACCUUACAGCUGUUCUGUCUGUGAGAAAGCAUUUAAUCAAAAGAGUAAUUUUAUUUACCACAUGAGAAAACACACAGGAGAAAAGUCUUACAGCUGUUCUGCCCAGAACAUUGAUGUGAAAAGACACAGGUGUUCUUUCUGUGAGAAAGCAUUUAAUCGAAAGAGUCAUCUCACAAGUCACAUGAGAACACACACAGGAGACAGGCCUUACAACUGUUCUGUCUGUGAGAAAGCAUUUAAUCGGAAGAGUCAUCUCACAAUUCACAUGAGAACACACACAGGAGACAGGCCUUACAGCUGUUCUGUCUGUGAGAGAGCAUUUAUUAAAAAGAGUAGUCUUACAUAUCACAUGAGAAAACACACAGGUGACAGGCCUUACAGCUGUUCUGUCUGUGAGAAAGCAUUUAUUCAAAAGAAUAGCCUUAAAUAUCACAUGAGAAAACACACAGGUGACAGGCCUUACAGCUGUUCUGUCUGUGAGAAAGCAUUUUUUCAAAAGUGUGGUCUUACAUAUCACAUGAGAAAACACACAGGAGACAGGCCUUACAACUGUUCUGUCUGUGAGAAAGCAUUUAUUCAAAAGAGUCAUCUCACAGGACACAUGAAAACACACACAGGAGACAGGCCUUACAGCUGUUCUGUCUGUGAGAAAGCAUUUAUUACAAAAAGUAGUCUUACAUAUCACAUGAGAAAACACACAGGUGACAGGCCUUACAGCUGUUCUGUCUGUGAGAAAGCAUUUAAUCAAAACAGUCAUCUCACACAACACAUGAAAACACACACAGAAGAAAAGCCUUACAGCUUUUCUGCCCAGAGCAUUGAUCUGAAAAGACAUACAAAAGUCAUACAGGAGAGAAAUAGUUUAAAAUAAAGUCUAACAAGCCUCAAACAGAGCAGUGCCUACAGUUAGCAUCACACUGCCAGGAAAUGUUGAUGACAUCAGUUGCACAGUAUCAUUUGUACUUAGUUGAGUCGAUGUUUAAACCUGUAUCUGUAUUUAUUAGUCAAGUAACUAUUUGUGUAGGUACCCUGGUUUUCUUCUCUAAUAAAAGGACUUCACGCUCCU
Messenger RNA from Periophthalmus magnuspinnatus, 1970 nucleotides. RefSeq names its product zinc finger protein ZFP2-like. The transcript has 3 exons. Bases 45 to 1775 code for a protein of 576 amino acids. Gene Ontology annotation, molecular function: DNA-binding transcription factor activity; RNA polymerase II cis-regulatory region sequence-specific DNA binding. The record is from RefSeq and is a predicted model, not a curated record. Gene Ontology annotation, biological process: regulation of transcription by RNA polymerase II. Lineage: Eukaryota; Metazoa; Chordata; Actinopteri; Gobiiformes; Gobiidae.